AUGAAGGUCCAUAGCGCUGGUCGUGCAAUCUCUGAUACGACGGUAUACCUUUUCGACCAGAGUAAGGCCAUCCUUCCGCGGUUCGACAGGCAGUCGGAGACAGACCUGCACGAGAUGCCUGCCGAGGCCAUAGUUGCUGGACGUCCUGGCUCGUACCAGACCCAAGAACAAGCCGCUGUUUCCAUCAGCGUCAAGGACCAGCUCGCCGCGGCCGAGGACUAUGCCGAGUGCUUGGUCAUAGUAGAAAACUGCUUCACGCUGGCCCUGGGCACUUGCUCGACUUGCUCGAGAUCGACCCCGAACAGCUGGGCUACAACAUGGUGGUGGCCAACCUGGGCAUCGACUCACUCGUGGCCAUUCGGACCCGGGAGUGGUUCCUCAACGAAAUGUGCCGAGGAUGAAGGUCAUGUCGGACAGCUACUCAAUGUCGCGCGCAUGUGCGACGAUGUGCUUGUGGACUGCCGGAGGCUUCACAAGGCUUAG
Penicillium samsonianum is the source of this 483-nucleotide messenger RNA. RefSeq names its product hybrid NRPS/PKS enzyme. The record is from RefSeq and is a predicted model, not a curated record. NCBI's taxonomy places the organism in Eukaryota, Fungi, Ascomycota, Eurotiomycetes, Eurotiales, Aspergillaceae. The transcript is spliced from 2 exons. Bases 1 to 483 code for a protein of 160 amino acids.